AUGCGCUCAGAGAAGGAGGGAGUGGGAGGCUCCGGGGUGGCCGUUGCUGCGCGGGGCCCGAGCGGGAGAGAAAAGCUGUCGGCUGUGGAAGUCCAGUUUCGCCGGGAGUCGCCGCGGCGAGAACCAGAGGUGCCACCAGCCUCGUCCUUCGACUGUGGGGGCGGUACAGGCAAACCUCGCGAGGAGAAGACGACGGUUCUGAGCAAGGUGGUGAUCCGGCGGCUACCUCCCAGCCUCACCAAGGAGCAGCUGGAGGAGCAGCUGCACCCGCUGCCCGCGCACGACUACUUCGAGUUCUUCACCGCCGACUUCAGUCUUUACCCUCAUCUUUAUUCAAGAGCAUACAUUAAUUUUAGAAAUCCUGAUGACAUCCUUCUUUUUAGAGAUCGUUUUGAUGGCUAUAUCUUCAUUGACAGUAAAGGCCUAGAAUAUCCUGCAGUGGUAGAGUUUGCCCCAUUCCAGAAGAUAGCCAAAAAGAAACUAAAGAAAAAAGAUGCCAAAACUGGAAGCAUUGAAGAUGAUCCAGAAUAUAAGAAGUUUUUGGAAACUUACUGUGUGGAGGAAGAGAAACCUAAUGCCAAUCCCGAAACUCUUCUGGGAGACAUAGAGGCAAAGACAAGAGAACUUAUUGCUAGAAGAACCACACCUCUUUUGGAAUAUAUUAGAAAUAGAAAAUUAGAGAAGCAGAGGAUUCGAGAAGAGAAGCGAGAAGAGCGAAGGAGGAGGGAGCUGGAGAAGAGGCGUUUACGGGAAGAAGAAAAGAGGAGGAAGAGAGAAGAGGAGAGGUGUAAGAGGAAAGAGGCAGACAGACAGAAGAGAGCUGCUGAGAGAGAAGUAAGGAUUAAGCUUCUUAAGAAACCAGAAAAGGGGGAGGAACCAACUGAGAACCCAAAAGAAAGAGGAGAGGAAGCGGAUAUUGGAGAUGGAAAACGGGAGCCCUAUGCUGUCCUGAAGCCCACGCCCUUGGGGGGCUUGCUGGAGGAGCCCAGGGAAAAGUUGCAGAAUGACAGUGAUAAAGAGCAAAGGGAGAUGGAGAGGAGAUUUCGAGAAAAAGAGCCUGAAACACAAAGAUGCCACAUGGAUGACAGCAGAAAGCACAGAGCUCACUGUGAGUUUGACAAGUUUUCAAGGAGAAACGAAGAAGAGCUGAAAUGGGGGAAAGGAGUCCUCUCAGACAGAGGGAAGAAGGGGAGCCAGGACAGUGGCAUCCCUGUGGAGGCAGCAGAGUGGCCUGGGAGAGAGCACAGGAGUGAAGGCAGCCCAGCACCCAAAGCGGAACGCCCAGGAAACAAGGAUCGGCCAGCCUUGCAGCUGUACCAGCCAGGAGCUCGCAUCCGAGCACAAGAGACUGCCGGGGGGAUCUCUAUGGAGGGCCGUGAUGGAAGCAGGGGUGAGGCUGAAGAUUUGGGACGGUCCGGUUCCCAGCAGAGUGAAGAGGCAGGUGCUUACCGAGUGAUCAUCUCCCACUUCAUGAGUCGAAUGACAGUGAGACCCUCGGGGGAAGGUGAGGCAGCUCAUGAGGCAACAGGUUCUCUGACCAGAUCUCCACAGGGACAGCAGGGUGUGUGGCUGUGGCCUGGUGGCCCUUCUGGCCACAGUCCUUCUGCACAUGGAGAGGACCCGGAGAGUGAAGAGCUGCCGCCCCCAGGCACAGCCAGUCUGCUCCGGGCCUGUGCAGGGUUGGCUGUCCCUGGUCAGUGCAGAGAGGCGACAGGGCAGACCCACUCUGUGCCGUAUGUGGCCAAGGAGGCCCAAGGGGAGUCAGACCCCAUGCUCCUGACUGCAGUGGUAGAACCGCGGGACCGGCUCACCCUUAAAGCCCACCCCCUGUGGACUCCUGUUGGGUGA
Molecule: messenger RNA, 1848 nt
Organism: Odobenus rosmarus divergens (Pacific walrus)
Lineage: Eukaryota; Metazoa; Chordata; Mammalia; Carnivora; Odobenidae
Gene: UPF3A
Product: UPF3 regulator of nonsense transcripts homolog A (yeast)
Exons: 12
Coding region: 1-1848 (615 amino acids)
Biological process (GO): positive regulation of translation; nuclear-transcribed mRNA catabolic process, nonsense-mediated decay
Cellular component (GO): cytoplasm; nucleolus
Molecular function (GO): telomeric repeat DNA binding
Source: RefSeq, a predicted model, not a curated record